AUGUUCAGACAAUUCUUUCGGUCCUCUUUCACCCGAUGGAAAUUAACGAGGCGCUCUCCUUCAGGCUACCCAUUUUUAUGGCAUUCUUGGCUUCAUUCUUCAUGCACAGAUUAUCAAGUUACAACAGUGGGGCUUCUAAGUCAGAAAUGGACUAUUCAUUUCUCUUUGAAUGGCAUUUCAGAACCCCAGCAAUCAUCUGACCUCAUCAUAGCCAAUGUUCUCAAUCUACCAACACUUUACAAUGUCCCUCCUGAGACAAUUUUGACUGAAGAUCAGGUGGACCAAGUGACGCUAAAGUGUGAAAAAAGAAUGCAACGAAUUCCUGUGCAGUACAUCAUUGGAGAAUGGGAUUUUUGUGAACUGACUUUAAAAAUGAUGCCACCUGUUUUCAUCCCAAGACCAGAAACUGAGGCAGAAAUCUAUCUAUCUAUCUAUCUAUCUAUCUAUCUAUCUAUCUAUCUAUCUAUCUAUCUAUCUAUCUAUCUAUCUAUGCAUGCUUAUUAG
Acanthosepion pharaonis is the source of this 504-nucleotide messenger RNA. Lineage: Eukaryota; Metazoa; Mollusca; Cephalopoda; Sepiida; Sepiidae. The record is from the annotation of a GenBank genome assembly.